GUUGGGUGCCUCAAGCACCACUCUAACUGUCCGCACAAGAUGUCUAUGUUGCUAGAGGCUGUGCAUCGGGUGAACGUGCAACGCGCGGCGACGCUGCUGGCUCGGGGUGCAGAUGUGAACACGACGGACGCGCAGGGCGUAACGCCACUCAUCAUCGCCUGUGAACGAGGGGAGUUGAAGAUGUUGGACCUACUCCUCAAGGCGAGGGCGUCCACGAAGAUGGUCACCAACGACACGCAGAGCUCGUGCCUUCACAUCGCAGCCAAGAACAACGCGGAAGAUAUCGUGCUUCGGCUUCUCGAGGUCGACCCAACCAUUGAGGAGAGAGCCACCUCCCAGGGAGACACAGCGCUCAUGGUGGCGUGCCUAUCGGCGGUGGAGACGGAGGCGAGCUCCGCCACCCUCAACGCCCUGCUGCAGCCCAGGCUGGCAACCACCACCGGCCCCUCAAACAAAGCGAGCGGCCCGCCGCCGCGAAAGACCGGCAGGUACGCGUCGGCGGGCGACGGCAAGGCUCCCGUAGCCGUUCUGGGCCCCGACGACCCCCGCCUGGUGGCGCGCAACCGCCACGGGCACACGGCGCUGCACUGCGCGGCGUUCUCGCAGUCCCCGACAGCGGUGAGGCUGCUCCUGGAGGCCGGCGCGGACUGCACCAUCAGGGACGAGGCGGGACUAACGGCGGUGGAGGUGGCGCUCAACCUCAUCAAGAAGGCCACGGCAUGGGCGAAGCUCGAGAACGAAGCGAAAGAGAGGCAGCGUGCUCUGCUUGGGGAGCUGGAAGGGGGUGAGGGGGGCGAGCGGGGCGGUAAUGGCCGGUCUUCAGGGGCAACGACUGGGAAGAAAAGCACGCGUAAAAAGAGAAAGAAGCAGCAGCAGCAGCAGCAACAACAACAAGAAAGACUAGAGGACACUACUACUCCGGCAUGCGAUGCCGAUGGGAUGCACGUCGAAGGCGGCGUGCGCGACGCAGCAACAGCCGCAGUAGAGGAAAUCACUUCGACAGCGAUAACGGCGGCGGUGACAACUGCUAGCCAGACCGCACCCUCCCGGCGGCCGAUAGCAGCGGCAACAACGACCACCGACGGCCUUGGCAACGCGGAGAGAAGGCGCGACGGCGGCGACGCUGGUUACGAGCAGGACGGCACGGGCAGCGACAGCGAGGGGAAGACGGACGACGAGGCCGGCUCCCACCCUUCCAGCGAGGCGGAGACCGGCUCUCACGAGGGCGACCCCGCCGACAGAACCUCGGGGGCAGCGGCGGCAGAAGCGGCGGCGGUCAUGGCGUCCCUGACCGAGGCGGAGGAAGCUGCAGCGGCCGCGGCCGCGGCCGCGGCGGCGGCGGCGGCGGGGCAGGAAGGCGCGCUUGCUGCUGGCGCGACAUCGAAGGCUGACGGUAGCCGGGAACACGAGGUGGACGAAGCUUGGUCGGUGGUAGCUCGACCAGCCCGGAAGAAGAAGACGACUCUGCCACCGCCCCGCGCACAACGGCCGUCAUCACGGCCGUCAUCGCCGCCGCUGUCGGCGGUGGUCAGGGGGGUUCCGGCCGGGAGGGUGCGGGCGCUCGGGAACAAGGGUCCUCAAGGGUUCGUUGCUUCCCGCAACCGCUCGACGGACUAUCCCGCCCUUCCGGCGAGGGAAGCCGUGUCUAGAGGGGCGGCGACAUCGACGGUGGUUGACACACGGUGUUCGGUCUCGCCUUGCGAUGCUGCACGGCCUGCACCGGUAGCGGCAGCGGCACACGCAGCAGCUGAUGGGCAAGGAGAAGCAGUUCCGGUGUUGCCCGCACAAUCUGGAAGCCACCAGGAGGAUAGCAGCGGCAGCGGCGGCGGCAACAGCAAUGAGAAACAAGGGCUGCUCGUCCGGCGGCAACUCAACGUUAACGCCAACGCUUGGCAGCCCCCGAUCCCGUCGCCGCCGCCGCCGCUGCAGCAGCCAAUGCAGCAACACAUGGGGAUGCAGCAGCUACAGCAGCAAAUGCACAUGCAUCCCUCGGCACCCCCGCCGCCGGUGCUUCCGCCCAUGUCGGGGGGUGCGCCGCCGAUGGGACUAGUAGCAGGAAACGGACUCCGCCACCACCACCACCAGCAGCAGCAGCCGCCACCUCCCGUCGCAUGGGGCCCACAGCAUCACCAGGCUCUGUACAACAACCACCACGGGGGCGCGGGAGGCAACGCCACCCCAUUCGGGCACAACGGCUUCGCCCCGAUGCCCCAGCCCGCAGGCCCGCCGCCCCCCAUGCACAUGCACCCGGCAAGGAAUAGUAACAGCAUGGCCGGUGAUCCUAGCCGCGCCAUGAUGAUGCCGCCGCCGCCGCCGCCGCCGCCGCUAGCUCCCCAUGCUGUGAGCGGCGGUGGCGUGAUGAUGGGGGCACGCCCAGAGGAAGUCGGUGGCAUGAGGGGGGCCGCCGCGAUGCCCGAUGGCGCUCCGAUGCCGGGCAAUGUGGCGAGCGUCGCGCAAGGCAUGCUGGAGUCAUCUUCACCGCAGGCGCAAGCGUUGGCGUUGCGGGUGGAGCACCUGGUUUGGGGCAUGGAGGCGAUGAGCGCGGGUCUCAGCAUGGCGCAGCUUGACACCCUCAAGGCCGUCCUAUUGGACCAAGUCGGAAGGGUAGACGAGGCAAAGCUGGAGCAGGUACGCGUGCAGGAGCGGUCGAAGAGCGAGGAAAAGACGAGCAUCCUCAACCAGCUGCAACACUUUCAACACGCGGAGUCCGAGUCCGAGUCUCCUGCGCCUGCGAACGGUGGUGGUGGUGGUGGUGGUAGCGAAGGGGGGGACGGCCUGGAUAGCGGCGCCGGCGAGGGCGGGGCGGGCGAGCUCUCCGCCACCGCUGGUGCUGUCGGGGGGCACACGGACGGGACCUCGAGUGGAGAAGGGGGAGGUAGUCAACCGGGCGAGAGCAACAGCGAUGGAUUGCACGACGCGGCGGAGGAAGAGACAGAGGGGGAGGGGUUGUCAAGAGUUGGAGUCCCGACUGCGGCGCAGUAG
Messenger RNA from Ectocarpus siliculosus, 2982 nucleotides. Lineage: Eukaryota; Phaeophyceae; Ectocarpales; Ectocarpaceae. The record is from the annotation of a GenBank genome assembly.